AUGACGGUGUCACUCGGAACCAAAUCAAUCAUAUCCUCGUCAAGUCACAGUGGGCCUCGAGUGUCGUGGACUGUCGCGCAUUCCGGGCAGCCGAAACAGGCAAUGAGCAUGGCUCCGACCAUAUAUUGGCAAACCGGAGCCGAGAUCCAGCUCCGGUUUUUAAAUCGCUUUGACGGUCUUCAAGCACUUCAACCCAUUGAGUACUCAGCUGAGGACUCCUGGCAGUUAUUCAAAAGCAGCGUAAACGAAGUUGCCUCGCAGACCCUGGGUAAAACCAGACGGCGGGCGAAGGACUGGAUCUCUGGUCGCACUAUUGAGCUCGCAAACCAAACUAAACGAGCCCGUUGCUUCGAGAACGACGACUUCCGCCGAUUCCGCCGUGAGACUGCUCGCUCUGCGAAGGCUGAUCUCAAUACUUACUGGCGAAACGUCACUGCAGUCAUGGAGCAAGCGGCAUCAGUAGGAGAUUUCCGAAAACUAUACCAGACUAGCAGGCUAAGCGAAGUGCUGCUGGAUACGAAUGGAACGCCUAUCUCCCAGAUGGCAGACCGCACAAUCCGUUGGAAGCAGGAUUUCAAGACCUUGCUGAACCAUGACCCUCCCUUUCAACAUACCACUAGCACCCUAACAAACGCCCCCGAGUAUGAUGCCAACUGCGAUUCUCCAACGGAAGAAGAGAUAUGUGAUGUCAUCAAAAGACUAAAGAAUAACAAAGAUGCUGGCGAGGACAGUCUUCCGGCGGAACUCUACAAGAGCUGUCCUAACCUUAUGGCCAGAUGCCUACACCCAAUGCUCGACGCUGUGUGGCGUUCUGAGCAACUACCCCAGGACAGGAGUGAUGCAAUUCUCCUCCCCUUUUACAAAAAAGGCGACCGUCGCGAUUGUCGCAACUAUAGAGGCAUCAGUUUGAUCGAUGUCGCCUCAAAAAUUUUCUCGAUUAUCGUACUGCGUCGUUUCCAGAAUAUCCGGGACCGCCGAACUCGUCCUAACCAAGCAGGCUUCCGGAGAGGCAGAGGAUGCAUAGAUCAUAUUUUUUCCCUCAGGCGAAUUCUCGAACAGCGAUGGGCUUAUCAUCAAUCUACCGUCGUUUGCUUCAUUGAUUUCACCGCAGCAUUCGACUCGGUGGAUCGCAGAAGCCUCUGGGAUAUCAUGCGUCAUGAUGGCUUCCCGUCCAAGCUUCUCAACCUCAUCAAGGUCUACUACGCUCACACUCGAACUAGAUGGGUGCGUUUGGCGCCACCAGUUUACGGACGAACUCAUCACCGGGCGUCCGCCAAGGAUGUGUGCUCUCUCCCAUCCUGUUCAACUACAUUAUUGACUGGAUCCUGGAGAAUAGCAUUGGUUGGCCUCGCGGGUGUCAGAGUUGGCCACGACUGCUCCAUCACCGAUCUCGAUUAUGCCGACGAUGUUGCAAUCCUUAGCGAGUCCUACGCGGAGGUGCAGUUCAGUCGCAUGGCCAAAAUGGUGGGGAUGAACAUUAACUCUUCCAAGACGAAAAUUCUCUCUGCGAACUACCCCCUACCUGAUCGAGUGGCUGUAACCCUCGAUGGUGAAGCUGUGGAAGAGAUUAUGCAUCCUUCAUCAGGAAUCAAAUCCUUUUCAUUAUUGAUAAGUCAUGUCAAUGUCUACUCUCUGUGUCAUUGA
Acanthosepion pharaonis is the source of this 1644-nucleotide messenger RNA. The record is from the annotation of a GenBank genome assembly. Lineage: Eukaryota; Metazoa; Mollusca; Cephalopoda; Sepiida; Sepiidae.